AUGAUAGCCGCACGCGCCCGCUGUACUCACCUGAACUUCAAAUGUCAGAAUAGGAGACUUUGAAAUGCUGCACUUUAACUCUUUUGUGAGCUGUAAUUCUAAUCGAUCGACUGAUACAUCUCUCACACCUCAACAGCACUCUUCAUUUAGGCAGCUUAACAGUCCUCUUGCUGGAGCCAAACGGAAGGUGAAUGAGGAUCAAGACACAGACAAAAUACCCUGCAAGCAAACAGCAUGGCUUGAACAGCAUGCCCAAGGAGGACAGCUAUUUUGCGAAAUCUGCAACGUAAAGCUCAAUUCGAUCAGUCAAACUUUACAGCACAGAGAGGGGAAAGCUCAUCUCAAUAAGGUUAAGAAGGCCGAGGAAUUUAAAACGGUUUGGCAGAAUUCUACCACAUAUGGCUCUAAGGACACUACUACAUGUAACCUUCAAGUGAAUCAAAAUCUUCCUCUGGUGAAACAAGCUGGAAAUGUAAAUCUACAAUGUGUGAUCUGUCAAAAAUUAUUUAACUCUGAAUCACAAGCUACACAGCAUUUUCAAAGUCCAAAACACAAUCAAAAACUAAAGAGUUUUAGAGACAGUAAAACAGGGAUUGCUUCAGCAUCAGGAGGGAAUGGAUCGCUGACACAGCAAGAACUUUGUACAGGUGGAACAACUCAUGCCAAUGGGGAUCCUAAAAAUGUAGAGAGAACUCCAUCACCAGCGAAUACUAAAACCACGGAAUUAUGCUGUGAGAUUUGUGGUUUAAUGAUGAACUCCAUGUUGCAAAUGGAAACUCAUCUCCUAGGAUCUAAGCACAAGAAUAAUAUUGCUAACAAUCAACUCAAAAACCAUCCUCAACUUGAUUUGCUCUGUGUGGAUUGUGGUACAACCUUUAAUUCACAAACACAGAUGAUUCAACACAUGAAGAGUCCAAAACAUAUGAACAAAAAGCAAAAGAAGCAGAUGAAUGGAAUGAUCACUGGUUGGUCAAGAGGCAAAGGACAAGGCCUAGAACAGGCCAGGGGGAGAGGAGGAGCAUUCAGAGCAGGACAUAGUCAGAGAGAAAGAGCAACAACCAAGCCUCCACCCCUCAAAUCAAGUUUUGUCAAAGCCAAUUCUGUAAAAAGUAACCAUGGCAACCAUUUCUUCAUCCCGAGGCAGUCACCAGCAAUCACUUUGGAUUUUUCUGGAGGUCCAUCUUUUCAGCAAUCCUUCUUUAACAAUUUAUGAUAAGAACAAACUUUUGUAAAUGAUAAAAAGAAUGGUUUCCAAGAUAUGAUACAAAAACUUUUAUCUGGUAAGCUAACAUGUUAGCUCAAAUAAAUAACAGUAGUGCAAGAUGCAGUUAUUUUAACCCUUUCCAUCCUAACGUCAAUAUGCAUAUUCUCCAUACUCUUCUCUAUACAUUUCCUAAGUUGUUGACAAAGAGGAUUAGUUGAACAAUUAAGAGCUUCUUUAGUUGGUGAUCAUUUCCUUUUUUCUUGUGACCUUAAUGUGUGAUUCAGGGGUGAUAUUGUAAGGAGAAAUUAGAUGGUAGUCAUUGUAGGGGUCAAGGAUUAAAGAGGCAAAACUCAAGUUGUGAGAAGAUUUGUCCUAAA
Messenger RNA from Stylophora pistillata, 1581 nucleotides. RefSeq lists its product as uncharacterized. Gene Ontology annotation, molecular function: zinc ion binding; nucleic acid binding. The record is from RefSeq and is a predicted model, not a curated record. NCBI's taxonomy places the organism in Eukaryota, Metazoa, Cnidaria, Anthozoa, Scleractinia, Pocilloporidae.